This is a messenger RNA of Carassius carassius (crucian carp), 3482 nucleotides long. RefSeq lists its product as uncharacterized. The record is from RefSeq and is a predicted model, not a curated record. Lineage: Eukaryota; Metazoa; Chordata; Actinopteri; Cypriniformes; Cyprinidae. The coding region runs from base 1433 to 2950 and encodes 505 amino acids. The transcript is spliced from 2 exons.
GCUAAGUAUAGGGCCAUUAGUGCCCCCUUGUGAGGUAUAACACUGAUUUAUCAGUAUUCCCCUUUAACGAUCCUUUUAACAGUAUUAACAGUAUUGACAGGACGCAGUUCAAAGCACGGACAUUCCUCGUUGUUGUUCAAGCUGUUGUUGUUUUCUACUGAGUGCGUUCAUAUACAAGUGAUAACAAGAGUGAAUUCAUAUUAAGUUACACUCCAAACUACUCUGUACUACUCUGCCAUACUCUCUGCUGCCUGUACUACAAUCAUCCACUCAACUAAAUUCAAGAACUGUAAAUCCUCUACAAGUCUGAAAUCAUUAAAGUGUACUUCGUCUCUGACCCGGACGACUUAUGUCUGCUCAAUUUCCACCAGCACCCACAAUAGUCUACCUCACAAAUGGUCCUUCAAGCCGGAUUUGAAGAGCUGUCAUAAGAAAGAUGCAUCACAGUGAUCCAGAUCAUAGACCUGACCUUCCUGAGCCUGCAGUCAGACCCAGACGAGUGGUGCGGCUCCCUAGUUACCUGUCAGUUUUCGAGCUCACUGAUCAUCAACGAAGGUUACAGUCAAGACAUAAAGUAGACACUUAAUCUGAAAUGAGUGAUGAUUCAGAAUAUCAAGGAGCGACUGCACCCAAGCUCACCAACACCUUCACUGAGUAUGGAACAGGUAGGCAGCCAUGGCAGCCGCUGACAGAGUGGAGUCACAGUAGAGAGUAUGAACAAUAGCGAGCACCUACUUCACCCCUUCCUGAGCUGUCAGCACAAGUUCUAGCAGAAUUCCAGCAGUUGCGGAAAGAGACAGAGGAACUAAGACGUCAUUCCUAUGAGCAGAUACGGAGACUGAAAGAGAAGAACGAGGCCCUGGAAACUAAGUUGAGCCUACUUGCAAUGAGUGAUCGGCCCAGUCAUUAUCCACAGAGGACAUCUUGCCCUGUUCCUCAACCCCACGCCAAUAUUCCGCCUGUCACUACAGAUGCCAGGCCUAUUCCUCUGCCUAGAUCUAAGCUACCUCCUAGACCAAUUGAGAGUGCAGCAGAUUCCCUCAAACAAGAUCGACUACAUGACUUCGAACAUAGGCUUCGGCAGCUGGAGAUGAUAUCACCUGCAGCUCAUGCACGACCCUCACAGCACCAGUCCUUCCCCCAUUGAUCUAAUGACAGAGCUUAUGAUCGUAGUAUUGGCUACAGCUCAACCCAGUUAAGGGUUCCCUCCAAUCAAGAGAGUACAUAUAGGGGACCAGCUCCAACCAUUCCAAACUUUGUGAAGCCAGAUCCGAGAGAGUUUUCCCGCCUGCGCAUCGCUUUGGAGAACAUUCUUCCAGCAGACGCUACAGAGAGAUUUAAGUACCAGAUCCUCGUUGAUCACCUAAGGUUGGAGGAAGCUCUGUUGAUUGCAGACUCCUAUUGCAACUCAUUAUACCCCUUCUCAGAGACUAUGGAGGCACUUAACCAACAGUACGGACAGCCUCACCAGUUGGCCCUUCAGAGAAUAGCCGAGCUUAUGGAUGGUCCAAACAUCAGCCAAGGGGACGAGAGAGCCUUCCGAAUGUUUGCACUGAAAGUUCGUUCUGUAGUUAGUAUGCUUCAGCAGCUGGGGAAUAAAGGCUACAUGGAGUUAGAGUGCGGUUCCCAUGUAUCAAGACUGUUGUGUAAGCUUCCACAUGAUCUGCAGACUAGUUUUAGACGGUCGGUCCAUCCCCAACAAGUUCCCAUCCCUACCUUGCUCGAUCUCUCAGCAUGGUUAGAAUUCGAGCUGCAAGUUCAAGAAGACAGUACCAGAUUCUAUCCUUCAAUGAGUAGGCCAAUACCCAUACACAAGAGGGGACACCAGAGAGACACAAGACAGCCAAUGAAGGCCACAAGUAUCUUUCUCGGUACAGAGACAGACAGCAGUGACAUGCCAGGUAAAGCUUCCGACCCUAAGCCCAGAGACAGGAAGAUGUUCUGCCCAUAUUGUGAUGCUCAAGACCACUACUUGAAUGGGUGUGCCAGUUUCCAAAGACUUAACAGAGAUCAGAAAGUGCAUUGGAUACAAUCGCACAAGAGAUGUUGGCGGUGUGGACGAACCCAUCAAGCCGCACAGUGUAACCUUAAGACACCCUACAAAAGUUGUAAUCGCCGCCAUCUGUACAUCCUCCAUGAGGUUAACGAUCGAUUCUUUGUGAAAACACCUGAGACACCUAAGGUUGGACCUUCAGAGAAUUGCUUGGUGAACAUGACUACAGAGACACUGUAUCUUGAUCGGCCCACCAACAGUCGACGUGUCUUACUAAAGAUCUUUAAAGUACUCCUCAGAAAUGGCAAUCAGUGCUUAGAGACGUACACUCUCUUGGUUGACGAGUCAGAACGCACCAUCCUCUUUCAUUCAGCGGCACAACAGCUAGGAUUGGCUGGUCGACCCGAAAAGCUUGUUCUACAUACAGUCAGACAAGACCUUCACAUCCUGGAUGGUGCUUCAGUAGCCUUCAGAGUGUCACCAGCUUCCCAACCCAAGACUUCAUUUAGGAUUCGUCAAGCCUUUACAGCUGAGACAUUGGGAUUAGCUGAGCAUACAUAUCCAGUAGAUGAGUUACAACGCAAGUAUUGGCACCUACAAGGUCUACAGUUGCCACCUGUUGAAUCGGUCCAACCGCUCCUCCUUAUAGGGUCAGAUUACCCGCCCCUCAUAACUCCAGUAGAGCCAGUUCGUCUAGGCCCACCUAACGGUCCUGCCGCUAUCAAGACCAGAUUAGGCUGGACCCUGCAAGGUCCCACUCAAGAAAUCAAGCAUUGCCUUGCCAGCCAGCAGUGUCUCUUUAUGGCUACUUCAAGUUCGUAUACCAACCUGUACCGACAAGCUGAGAAAUUGUGGCAACUAGAUGUGCUCCCGUACCGCAGUGAGAAGCUCAUUACCCGCUCUAAGCAAAUCAAGAUGCCCUUUCACUGUUCGAGGCCAAGACUACUAGAGUUCUAGUAGAUGGAGUAGCCAGAUAUGCCACACCCUUAUUAAGAGUGAAGGAUAUGCCUCUCCUGUGAGCUUCCCCAGAUACCACUCUGCCUUGUCUCCGAGGAAUUGAGAGGCGAUUAGUCAGAGAUCCAGCACAAGCAGCAGCCUACAAGUUGGAGAUGAACAAGUUGAAAGAAGCAGUGUAUGCACAAGUGAUACAUCCUGAACAAUUGGAGCAAGCUGAGGAGUCGUGGUACAUUCCCCACCAUAUGACACAACAUAACGGCAAGAACAGAGUCGUCUUCAACUGUUCAUUCCAACACGGAAAAUCUAAACCAGUUGCUUCUUCCUGGUCCCACACUGGGUCCUUCUCUGAUGUCUGUCCUCCUGAGGUUCCGUGCACACACUGUUGCCUUGAGUAGCGAUAUUCGGGGAAUGUUCCAUCAGGUGCGACUGCUACCAGAGGACCGCCCACUGCUACGAUUCCUCUGGAGGGACCUCAAAAGAGAUCAGUCCCCCCAAGUUUAUGAGUGGCAUGUUCUUCCGUUUGGGACAACAU